AUGGGUAGAAGGAAACAAUCAGACGAAAUAGGAAAGCAUCCUGUACGUGGACCAGGAAGAAAAGCAAAAAAGCAAGGUGAACCAACAUUCUCUAAAGAUUUACUUCCAAAAGAUAAUGCUGACAAAAAAUCAUCGAGUCGUGCCAAAAAACGUGCUCGCAAACGCUUGCAAAAAGAAAAAAUUCUAGAAGAAAAAAGUCAGCAACAAAAAGAGAAGAAACAGAAACAAAAAGAAAAGAAAUUGGUUGAAACGAGACAUUCGGAUGGUGAAUCGAUUCAAGAUGAAGAAGACAUGAAUGGAUAUACAGAUGAAAAUCAACAAUGGCUGCAACCCAAAAAAAAUCUCAAAAAUUUGUUUGGAGAUGAUGACAAUCAAGAUGAGCAGGGACCAAAUAAUAAUGAAGGAUACAAUGAUGAAUUUGACCCUGAGGAUAUGGACGAUGAUAACGAUUCUGUAAGUGAUGAUGAUGAUGAUGAUAAAGAACAUCCAAAGCUUGCUAUUGAAAAACAAUCAACAAAAAUACGUGAAAAACAACGAAAAACAAAAGAAUUAUCUGAACAAGAAUUAUUAACAAAUAUUGAACAACAUGAAAAAGUACAAUUUCCAUCUGGACAAGAAGUGACAAAAGAUAGUGUGCCUCCAGCUGAUCUCCAAUUGUUAAUGCAUCGUAUAAGAGAAGUCAUUAAUGUGUUGAAUGAUUUCAGUAAAAAACGUGAACAGACUAGAACAAGAAAAGAUUAUCUCGAUUUACUCAGGCAAGAUUUAUGUAGUUAUUAUUCUUAUAAUGAUUUUUUAAUGUCAAAAUUAAUUGAGUUAUUUCCAUUAGCUGAAAUUAUUGAUUUUUUGGAAGCAAAUGAAGUACAACGUCCUGUAACUAUUAGAACAAAUACUCUCAAAACACGUAGACGUGAUCUGAUGCAAUCGCUAAUCAAUCGUGGUGUGAACGUUGAUCCAUUAGAUAAAUGGACAAAAAUUGGAUUGGUCAUUUAUAGUAGUCAAGUACCAAUCGGAGCAACACCAGAAUAUUUGAGCGGUCAUUAUAUGAUCCAGGGUGCAUCAAGUUUUCUACCAGUUAUGGCAUUAGCACCACAAGCAAGUGAACGAAUUUUGGAUAUGUGUGCAGCACCAGGUGGAAAAACGACUUAUAUUGGUUCGUUAAUGCAUAAUAGCGGUAUAUUAGUUGCAAACGAUGCAAAUAAAGAUCGAGCACGGGCUGUAAUAGCUAAUGUACAUCGUCUUGGUUUAACAAAUACGAUUGUAACGAAUUUAGAUGGAAGACACUUUUCAGAGCAUAUGGGCGGAUUUGACCGUUGUCUAGUCGAUGCGCCUUGCAGUGGUACAGGAGUUAUUUCAAAAGAUCAAGCUGUUAAAACUUCAAAGGAUGCAAAAGAUAUUCAACGAUGUUUUACCUCUCAACGACAAUUAUUAUUAAAUGCUAUUGAUGCUGUUAAUGCAAAUUCAACAACAGGUGGCUAUAUUGUAUAUUCGACAUGCUCUAUACUAAUAGAAGAAAAUGAAGCGGUCAUACAAUAUGCAUUAAAUAAUCGUCCGGUUAAAAUUGUUGAAACUGGUUUAGAAUUCGGUGUUGAAGGAUUUUCAAGUUUCAAGGGAACAAAAUAUCAUCCAUUAAUGAAACAUUGUCGACGAUAUUAUCCUCAUUUACAUAAUUUAGAUGGAUUUUUUGUUGCAAAAUUAAAAAAGUUGUCAAAUAAGGCAGCAACAAAAAAUGGUGGAAUUGUUUCCGAUGUAACUCAAGUUGAAAAUUCAAAACUUGAUUGA
Molecule: messenger RNA, 1779 nt
Organism: Didymodactylos carnosus
Lineage: Eukaryota; Metazoa; Rotifera; Eurotatoria; Philodinida; Philodinidae
Source: the annotation of a GenBank genome assembly